Molecule: messenger RNA, 3932 nt
Organism: Formica exsecta
Lineage: Eukaryota; Metazoa; Arthropoda; Insecta; Hymenoptera; Formicidae
Exons: 15
Coding region: 247-3546 (1099 amino acids)
Biological process (GO): long-chain fatty acid metabolic process; fatty-acyl-CoA biosynthetic process
Molecular function (GO): long-chain fatty acid-CoA ligase activity
Source: RefSeq, a predicted model, not a curated record
AAGCAUUAAAUUUUUGCUCACAUAUUUUAGAAUGCUUAACAGCAUUUCUGAUCAAAAUAUUUUGGCUUAAAAUUUAGGCUAAAGGACAUUUUAGAUCAUAACAAUAUUAUGUCGAUAAAGAUGAAAUAUUAGUAACACUGUAACCGUCAUAACAAUGGUAUUAUUCUCUCCUGAUUUAAAUCAAAAAACUUUCAACAUUAUUACCGAAGUAACGGAGAUAAAGAGAAACAUCGAAAUACCAGUGAUAUGGCAUCUGAGUCAACAAUUCCCUUAAUUAUACCAGAAAAUAUAUGGAUUGGACCGAUAGCUCCAAUCGAUGACAGUAUCAAUAUCGGAGAAUUGAUUUUGAAUACAUUUAAAUCUAAACCGGAUUUCAUUGGCCAAGUGGAUGCAAAGACGGGAGAAAAAAACACAUUCCAACAGAUGAGAGAACGAAGUGUAAAAUGUGCAUUAUGGUUGAAGAAAUUUGGCGUUCGACGUAACGACAUUGUGACAGUGUGCACAUCAAAUCAUUUGGAUACUUAUAUACCGUAUUUGGCGACUUUGUAUAUCGGCGCUAUUUUAUCUGUAUGGCAUGAAUAUCGCACGAUAAAUUUAAGAUACUAUAUACAAAGUGGUCCAAAGGUAAUUUUUGCCGAUAUCGACAAAGCUCCGGUAAUUCUUAAAGUGGCAAAACUAAUGAACGUGUCUACAAAAAUUAUAGUUUUUAAAAAGAAAAGCAAAAAGGAAAAGCAAUUCGAAUCUGUAAAAUCCAUCUUAAACAGUGAUUUUGAUAAAGACGAAAUCGAUGAAUUUUCUUGUACAAAAUUGGAGAGUAACAGGGACACCGCAGUGAUUCUGUUUUCUUCUAGUACAAUUGGUUAUAUUCGCAAACAUGUUGCAAUUCCAUAUGCAUUUUUUACAUCUCCAUCGAACCAGCAAAUGCCCGUUAUGUCGUCUAAUGACGUAGGUCUGUGGGUCGAAUCUUUACAUUGGAAUAUCAGUUUGAUUUUGACAAUUCGCUGUAUUCUUUCGUACGUGAAGGCGAUCAAAAUAAAUGAAUUUUCAAAUCCAUCACUUGAAGAGUGCUUUUGUAAUAUUAUACAAAAGUAUAAGGUAAAUUGGGUAUUUUUAAAAAUGGGUAUGGUUGAACAAUUUUCUAACUUUGAAGUUUUUGAAAGGUACAAUAUGUCUUCCUUGAAACAAAUGAUAUACAGCUGUAGAAAUACUUCAUUUACUUGUUUCUCAUCACUUGUCACUGUGUUGCCAAACGCUGUUGUUACUCGAGCAUACUGUCUACCUGAAACAGGUAUGAUUGCUUUCCAUCACAACAAUGGAGAAAGAUUGUUUUCUUACUUGAGUACAAAUGUUGCAUUACUGUUUGCUGAUUUUAAUACUACAUUACCGUUGCCACCUUUCAAACAUGGUUUUAUCUGGUGCACAUCUCCGUCCUUGACAAACGGCUACUUUAAUUCUACGACUGGAGAUAUAAUUGCUGUUACCGAUAAUGGGUGGUUUCAUACCGAUGAAAUAGGCUAUGGCAGUGAAAACAGUGGUAUUCGCAUUAUCGAACGAGGUAAAGAAGGUAACAUUAUAUCAUACAGAAACUAUCAGUUUCCACCAUUCCAAAUUGAGUCAGUGUUACAAGCGCAUCCGGAGAUAGAACAGGCUGUUGUAGUACCUAUAUAUAAUUUUUCCGAUGGUCAUCAUCCAAUGGCGUUGGUUAUAAAAAAGGAGGGAUCAAAGAUAACGGAGGAAGACAUAAUUAAAUUUGUAGCGCAGCAUAUAGAUGACGAUCGUAAGCAGCUUCGUGCAGGAGUACUGUUUAUGAAAACUCUGGCAAACUUUCAUUCUGGACAUUACGAUCGUAGAACAAUUUGCAAAUUUGCGAGGGAGCACUCCACAGUUCCUUUUAAGAUAAAAAACAAUGUAUUGAUUGGCGAGGAAGAUUCAAUUGAUGACAAAUGCAUCAAUAUAGGGGAAUCGGUUUUGAAUGCAUUUAAAUCUAAACCGGACUUCAUUGGCCAAGUAGAUGCAAAGACGGGAGAAGAAAAUACAUUCCAACAAAUGAGAGAACGCAGUGUAAAAUGUGCACUAUGGAUGAAGAAAUUUGGCGUUAAAUGUAACGACAUUGUUACAAUGUGCACGUCCAAUCAUUUGGAUACUUAUAUACCGUACUUGGCAUCUCUAUAUAUUGGUGCUAGUUUGUGUGUAUGGCACGAAUAUCGCAUAAUUAAUUUAAUACACUAUUUACGAAGUGAUCCAAAAGUAAUUUUUACCGAUAUUGAUAAAGCUCCGACAAUUCUCAAAGUGGUAAAUAUGACGAAGGUUUCUACGAAAAUUAUUAUUUUAAAUAAAAAAAGCGAAGAGGAAGAGGAAUUCGAAUCUCUGGAAUCCAUCUUAAACAGUGAUUUUGAUGAACAUGAAAUCGAUGAAUUUACUUGUGCAAAAUUGGACAAUAAAAAGCACAUUGCAGUAAUACUUUUUUCUUCCGGUACAAUUGGUGAUAUUCGCAAACAUGUGGCAAUUACACAUGCAUUUUUCACAUCUCCAUCGAACCAGCAAAUACCCAUUAUGUCGUCCAAUGAUGUAGGUCUAUGGUUUGAAUCCUUACACUGGAAUAUCAGUUUGCUUUUGACAGUUCGCUGUAUUCUUUCGUACGUGAAGGCGGUCAAAAUAAAUAAAUUUUUAAACCCAUCGUUUGAAAACUGUUUUUGUGAUAUUAUACAAAAAUACAAGGUAACUUGGGUAUUUCUGAAAAUUGCUAUGAGUGACGACUUUUCUAAAUUUGAUGUUUUUGACAAGUACGAUGUCUCUUCUUUGAAACAAAUAAUAUUCGGCGGUAGAACUGCUCUACUAAACAAACACAAAAAUUUUGUCAGUUCGCUGCCAAACGCUUCUGUUAUUCAAGCGUACUGUUUACCUGAAAUGGGUGUGAUCGCUUACCAGCGAGAAACUGGGAAAGCUGGAUCUAACGGUUACGUGACUAAAACUGUUAAUUUGAUGAUUACUAAUUAUGUUAAUGGAUCAAUCUUAAAAGCAAACAAAAUGGGCGUUAUCUCUUGCAAAUCUUCAUAUAUGAAGAACGGUUGCUUCAAUUCUAUCCCCGGAGAUUUAGUGCCUGUUACCGAUAAUAGUGGAUGGUUCAUUACCAAUGAUGUAGGCUAUUACGAUUCAGAUGGUGAUAUCUACGUCUUGGAUCGUAAAAAAUAUAUUAUACAAUACAAAGAAAGUUAUUUUUUACCGCUAAAUAUUGAGCAAGUGUUACUAAGACAUCCGGAGGUAGAAGAUACUGGUGUGACACCUAUAUUUAAUACUUUUGACGGUCAACAUCCAUUGGCGUUUGUUGUACGAAAGAAGGGAUCAAAGGUAACGGAGGAAGAGUUAAUAGAAUUUGUAGCGAAAAAUGUAACCGAUUGCAUGAAGCUUCGUGCAGGCGUGCUGUUCAAGGACGAACUGCAAUAUUUGCCUAAUGGAUGGCUGGAUCGUAGAACUCUUUGUAAGUGGGCAAAAGAUGAUCUAAAGGAUAAAGCAUUUCUUUCUAAAAAGGCUUCUAAAAAAGCUUAAUUGAUUUAUAUUAGCGCUAUAUUUAUUUUAUAGUCUGCAGAAAUAGAUAUUAUUUAAAUAAGCUGAUGUACGACUGUAGGAUUACAUAAUAUGACAAAACUUUAAUGUGCUGUAAUCUGUAAUAUAAAUAUAUGACGCAUUUGCCAUGUUAGGCUUUCAGUAAAAAAUAGAUAUACAUAUAUACCUACAUAUAUAUGUAUAUAUUGUAUCGUCAACAUAUGUAGUAACAAAUAUUUUUUUUAUUAUUUAAAUACAGUUUUCAAUAAUAUAUGCAAAUAUGUAAAUUAAUUAUUGAAUUGCGGACGUGACAGUCGCGCGCAUAGUGUGGUGCCUAUUUUUUUCAUAACAUAAUUUUUUUAUACCUAACAUGUUCUAGAAUAAAAAUU